AUGUACUGCAUGCUUCAACCUGGUGGAACUAUUUUCGUACUUUUUUCAUUAUCUCAUGAUUUAUAUGAAGUAUUGAAGAAUUUUAAACAAGAUGUCCGUUUUGCGUCUUACAUUCCGAAUCCGAAGAAGUAUUUAACGGCGUUUUAUAACUUGGUUCUACCUAGCGAGGACUUAAAAGACCUACUUGAAAGUGUCCUACUUGAAAAUGUCGGAUUUAACGUUCAACAUUGCAGUCUUCGGGAGAUAAAUUUUUCCGAUAUAAAUACAGAUAUAUUGUUACGUUCGCUUUCCGCCAUUUGUAGCUUCUUGAAUGCGAUGCCACCUGAACUACAAGAAGAAUUCAAG
Wasmannia auropunctata (little fire ant) is the source of this 345-nucleotide messenger RNA. RefSeq lists its product as uncharacterized. The annotation marks the transcript as partial. The transcript is spliced from 3 exons. The record is from RefSeq and is a predicted model, not a curated record. NCBI's taxonomy places the organism in Eukaryota, Metazoa, Arthropoda, Insecta, Hymenoptera, Formicidae.